AUGAUUCCGACAUUCACAAAAGCAAACACGAAAGGCCUCGAGAAGAUUUACCAGCUGGAUAUUUACCUCCUGUAUUUCCUGAGAGACAACCCUAAAGCAAAUAAAUUCCUACAGAAGCAACUCUCUUCUAUUGGCUGCACGGUGGAGUUGGAUUUUGACGAAGAGGAGGCAAUGGUUAGGGGGGACAUUGAGAAGGGCCCUGGAGGAGCCUUCGGUGCGGCAGAGAAGUGGGAGACACAGGUGGACCGGGUCUUCAUCGGUCUCACAGAGACCUACCUCUGCUAUCAUGUGAUUGAGGCAAAAAUGGCCAAAAUCCUUCUGCAGGACCUCUCCUUUGUAAAAGACGACAUCAUGGUGUACAGAGAAAGCGGUUAUGUUGUGGUUGUGGGAGGGGUUCAGGCUGUGAAUGACAGGAUUGCAAUCCUGGAAAAGAGCCUGCCUACCCGGAAGGAAAUACCCGUUGUGGAGAAGCAGUUCAAACUGAUAGAAGAAGAGUUUAGUCGAGGAAUGCUUGCACAUCACCAAGAAGUUAAAAUCCUCAUAGGUCCCGCUACGGUCACCUUGGAGGGCCCUGACAAGGAGGUACAGUCAGGAGCUACGAAACUUGAUGAGCUAAUCAAAAAGGUAAAAGAAAGAAGAGUAAAGCUCUCCACAGCUUUAAUGAACUUCAUAACAUCCAGUGAUGUCAUCUCCAAGUACCAGGCUCGCUUCCAGCAGAGCCUCAGAAAUCCUGUUUCCCUUGAAGUGAGGUCCGACCUGGUCCUGUCCAGUUUGUCCUCUGAUGCCCUGGAUGAGGCCGAGGCGGCAUUGCAGAGGGACCUUAGUGUGGACAGUGUGCUGCUGCAGGGAGCUGCCACCGUACCUCCAGACCUAGACAUUGUGAAGGAAAUCCUCAACAAGGCCAAGAACUCGCGAGAGUUCAGGGUGGAUGUCAGCUUCAUCCCAGGAACCAGUGGAACCGCGACCACCAAAGUGCGACUGGUGGGCUACAGUGAACAAGUGAACAAGCUCAAAGAGGUUCUGCAUGACUACCAGAUGAACCAAGUCGGGACACAAGAAACGAUGAGCCUACCACAUCCUGAACUGCUUGACUGUUUUGAUACAUUUUUAAACAUGAUUGGGAUGAAGCAGACCAAGGUGACCUUAAAAACCUCGCCAUUCCCACACCCUUGUGUGCUUGUGUCUGGUCCCCGUUGUCGAGUCCAGGAGACCCAGCAGGCCCUAAACUCAGCUCUAGCCAGUCUGAUGUCAGACACGCUGGUUCUAGAUGGACCGGGGGCUCAACGGUACUUCCAAGCAGAGGGUAAGGUGGGCAAGGAGCUGGUAGAGAGCUCCUGUCAGGUUCUUAUCAGGGAACAGCAAAGUGUGCGCUCUCCAAAUGUGGAAACUAAACCACGAAGCAACAGCAGCCCUGGCACCAGCAGCUUCGCCAGCAGCUUCAUGACCUUAGCACCCAAAGCUAUGCCCAGAUUGCGCAGCAGCACUGUUGGGAGUACUGCAGUUAACAAGACAAGUCUGAAGAUCAGGCUGGGCAGUUUGGAGGAUGAGCAGGUGGAUGUGUUAGUGGUCCCCAUGCUCAACAGCCAGCUAACUUCUACUAAAAUUGGUAAAAGCCUGUUGAGUAAAGCCGGGAAUGCGCUCAAGUCAAAGUUUGCCUCGGUGGCAGCGAAUGGUUCCCUCAGCCCCGGUGACGUUCUGCAGGUUGCCGCGCCUCCGUCUCUGGGCUGCUCCAUGCUCUUCUUCAUUGAGUGCUCGCCGUGGGACGGAGUCAGAGGGCGGAGUGUGCAGGUGCUUAGCGAUGGGCUGAAGAGGUGUUUGGACCUUUGUGUACAGCAGGGCUUGUGCUCAGUGGCCUUCCCGGUUAUCGGACCUGGAAUUGUUUUGAAAUACCCGCUGAGAGAAGCCAUUCAAGUGCUGACUGACAACAUUCGUCAGUUUGGAUUAACUGCAACCUCCGGGUCUCUCUCUAGCAUCCACAUUGUCAUUAAACCAGACUAUCCCGACACUGAGGAGUGCUACCAUGAGGUCUACAGUCACCUCAGCUUAAAUAUGAACCAGGGAGGUCAAGCGAUCUUCAUGUCCCUCACCAGUGACCUCGAUGACAUCACAAUGACAGUGGGAGGCGGGGUAAAACUGCAAGUAGUGUUUGGUGACAUCACUGAUGAGACUACAGAUGCUGUGGUGAACACGACCGACUUCAUUCAUUUUUGGAACGAUGGUGUGUGCAAAGACAUCCUUACCGUAGCUGGACCAGAGGUGGAGGCUGAACUCAGAGCAGCAAAAGCGAAACGAGGAGAUGUGUUUGUAUCCCACUCUGGAUCGUUCCCCUGUACGGCAAUUUUUCAUGUCUGUGGUGAAAAGGAUGCAGACCUCAUUGAACAACUGGUGUGUCGCAUCGUUGAACAUUGUGAAACGUUUUGGUUCAAGUCUGUCGCCAUUCCUGCCAUCUGUGCUGGAGUUGGUGGGUUGGACCCUGGUGUUGUGGCAGGUGUCAUCCUCCGAGGGGUCAAGAAGGCUACUUCAUCCACUCUUUAUGGUCUCACUGACAUCCGCAUCGUCCUGAUUAAAAUAGGGGUCUUCUUGGCCUUUAAAGAGGAAGCAAUGCAAAUAUUUUCCACUGCUGUAAUCAACCGAGCGCCGGUACCUCAGUUGCCUCUUGCACUACAACAACGACUGCCCCCUUUGUUUGAGAGCGCAGAUCUAAGCAUCAUCGGUACCAGCUCUGCAAGUCAGCAGUCCGUCUUCCUGUUCCUGGGUCUCUCCAGAGAGGAUGUUGCCGACGCCAUGACAAAGCUGAAGGAUCUGUACCACGCUCAGUGCUCCACUCAAACCUUUAAGAAGGAGGACCUGGCAUGCCUCACCCAGGACGACCUAAAUGAUCUGAAGCAGCUGGUGGAGACCCAGGGUCUGUACAUGGAGAAGGACCACUCCGGUCCGGGCACCAUGAAGGUGAGCGGGUUAAAAGACGGGGUCAACAUGGUGAGGCAGAUGAUCAACAACUCCCUGCACGGCUCCCUCGUGAGAGAGGUGAGGCUCAGGCAGGAGGAAGAUCUGUUCGCCCGUGUGGCUUGGUGCAUCCUGGGACACGGCGGUAACUGGGAGAGACUACCCAGAACAGCCAAUCACAGCCUGGAAAAUAAUGACGUAGCAGGAGGGAUAGUGGACGCUCAGAGCAUCCAGUGGUCCGUGAAUCCACAGAGGACAAUAGCCACAUGUAGAGGACAGACGGUGCAGCUGAAGCGACUUGAGCAUCUCUCAGACUUCACUCUGCCUCUGUACUGGGACAACAUAGCUGCCAGUGAGGCUUUCAAGAAGAUUGAACUGCAGUCGUCCUCUGCAGAGUACCGAACAGUGAAGGAGCCCUUCAAACGAACUGUCCAGAAGACUGUGAUGAAGAUCGAGCGCCUGCAGAAUGUCCAUCUGCGACGCGCCUAUGAAGUGCAGAAGAAGCACAUCUCUGAUAAGAACAGACAGCAGGGUGGAGCGGGUGAGAAGCUCCUGUACCACGGGACGACUCAGGACAACUGUGACUCCAUCAUGAAAACUGGGUUCAACAGGCGCUUCUCUGGGCAGAACGCAACUUCAUACGGUAACGGGACCUACUUUGCCGUGAACGCCAGCUACUCCGCCAACACUACCUACUCCAAGCCGGCUGCUGACGGUUCCCAGUUGAUGUUUGUGGCGCGAGUGCUGACCGGCAUCUACACUCAGGGUCAAAGCGGCAUGAGGGUUCCUCCUCCUCUCAGCGACCAGCAGUCCCACGACCGCUACGACAGCGUGGUGGACAACGUAGGCAACCCCAGCAUGUACAUAGUGUUCCAUGAUAACCAAGCGUACCCGGACUACCUCAUCACCUUCAAGUGACUACGAGGGCAAAAAUGAUGAAUUAUAUACUGUGCCAGUCAGAUAAGUGUAGCAAAAUACAGAGUUAAAAAAGAUAUGCUUUGAUUUUUCUGAUUUUUUGUGAGUAUGUUUAAUUAAAGUUAUAGUUCUGAAGAGUAUGUUUGAGAGUUCCUGAGUCCUCCAUGAAUGAGGAUGUUCUACUAUUGCACUUUUGUUUCCUAGGUUACUUAAUGUACUAUUGAUGGCUUUGGAGACUGUUUUUAUCUUGUUUUUUGGAAAUCAUUGCUAUAGUGAUAAGAUUGAUGUAAUUAAGAGUCAUUGAUGGUUGUUUUAUGUUGUAUAACUUUCAGACUUUGUUUCUCAUGAGGUAAGAUGGAAUGAUGCCCACCAGUUAUGAGCACUGACUCACAUGCAUUUGUUAAUCUUUUAUUUGGUUGAUACUUGCAUUUGUUGUUGUACAAGGAAAAUGAAUUUAUAGCUUAAUAUAUAAAAAGGUGGAAAGAGAUCAGUAAAACUGUAAUAGUUGCAUAGUGGGAGUACAUGUUGAAAAUUAAGUUGAAGCUGCAUAAAUCCAUAUUGUGUUUAUUAAAUGAAACAAAGCAUUACAUGGGUUGCUCAUGUCCCAUAUCCACAAAAAUAUCUCUCAGUGUAUUUUGGUGUAAUCCUGCCCCUAAUGGCCAAAAAUUGAAUUUAAAAAACCCCAAAAGAAAA
Molecule: messenger RNA, 4554 nt
Organism: Anoplopoma fimbria (sablefish)
Lineage: Eukaryota; Metazoa; Chordata; Actinopteri; Perciformes; Anoplopomatidae
Product: protein mono-ADP-ribosyltransferase PARP14-like
Exons: 13
Coding region: 1-3864 (1287 amino acids)
Biological process (GO): negative regulation of gene expression
Cellular component (GO): cytoplasm; nucleus
Molecular function (GO): transcription corepressor activity; NAD+ poly-ADP-ribosyltransferase activity
Source: RefSeq, a predicted model, not a curated record